This is a messenger RNA of Oncorhynchus kisutch (coho salmon), 8266 nucleotides long. It is a transcript of the gene atg16l2, whose product is annotated as ATG16 autophagy related 16-like 2 (S. cerevisiae). Gene Ontology annotation, biological process: autophagosome assembly. The transcript has 18 exons. Bases 173 to 1987 code for a protein of 604 amino acids. The record is from RefSeq and is a predicted model, not a curated record. Gene Ontology annotation, molecular function: protein binding. Lineage: Eukaryota; Metazoa; Chordata; Actinopteri; Salmoniformes; Salmonidae.
AAACUUGUUGUUCGCCGGACCGCCUGGCACUUCCAUGUUGACAGCCGAGCCAGUCUCGGUAGAGAUUUUAUUGAAAUGGAAAGUUAAUAAAUGUUUCUCUGAUAUACAAUAGACUAAACUAUUUGGCAAUGCCGUUUAGUAACAGCCUAAAUUGCUGUAGGACUAGUCUAUCAUGGCGGCACUAGGAGCGGAACGUGGCGAGGCGUCUAAAGUCGAAGAAAAGAUAAACACCCAGAAGACAGCCGACUCAUGGAAACGUCAUAUCAUCCGCCAACUCAAACAUCGGGAUAAGUAUCAGAAGGCGAUGUUUCAAGAUGUCAUACUGGCAUAUAUUAAUCUGCUGGAGAGGUCCAAUCAGAGAGCCCUCAUCACGAAAGGCAUCCUGGGAUCUGGCUCAAGGUACCCUGCCUCCUCCAACGACUCCUUGACGUCUCUGAUUUCCAAGAAUGAUGAUCUGAAGAAAACAACUGGGGAGCUGGCCUACCAGGUAUUGGAGCUCCAGCAGGAGAUUAAGAUCAAAGACUCCGUACUGGAAGAACAACAUGCCAGGAUGUGUGAGGUGAAGAAGGAUCUGCUGGGGGUGAAGGCUGAGGAUGGAAGUCUGGCGGUGCGUGUUGCCGAGGUAACGGAGGGGAACCGGCUGUUGAAACGGGAGUACGACUCCCUGCUGGAGCAGCACCAUGAUAUGGACCAGACCUUCAGAGAGGAGAAGCUCAGAGGUCAGGAAAUGCUGGAGGAACUGGUCCGGAGGAAGCAGCACGCAGCCAUCAGGAUGAACAGCCGCAACGAGAGACGGGUCAGAGCCAGAGAGGCAAGUCUUCAGAAGGAACUGGAGACCGCCGGGAAGGUGAAGGUGACCAUUGAUGUCGGGUCGGUCAGUGCCCCGGCCUCCAGAGAAGCCUCCCCUAAGAGUGAUCUGGCUGAGAGACGGACAACUAGACUGUUCAGGUCAGCCUCAGUAACAUCCCCUCCCAGGAUUCUAGAUUCCAUCAAAGAGCUUUUUGAUAGAAAGAAGCGUCGGGGGAACUCGCUGUGUCUGAGUCUGGAGGAGGAGCUGUAUGUUCCUGUAGGGAUCUGUCUGGCUGCCAGGGUCCCUGUUAGGGCUCUGCAUGUCCUGGAUGCCCAUGAGUUGGGCAUUAAUGCAGUGAGGUUCAGCUCCAGUUGUAACCUGCUUGCUACUGGAGGGACAGACAGAUCCAUUAAGCUGUGGGAUGUUAAAGCAGGCAUGCUCCACAACAGAGGUACACUAGAUGGCAGCAAUGAAGGAAUAACCAGCAUAGAGUUUGACCAAACAGGCACCAGGGUUAUAGCAGCGUCAUAUGAUAAAUCAGCUCUGUUCUGGCGGCUGGAUGACUCUGCUCCCAAGCUCACUCUGACAGGCCACUCACGUAAAGUGACAGCAGCCAAGUUUAAAUGCAGCCUGCGCCAGGUGGUGACAGGAAGCGCAGACAGGACCGUCAAGAUCUGGGAUCUCCACCGCGCUGCUUGUAUCCAGACCAUUGAGGUUCUAUCUUACUGCAGUGAUGUGGUGUGUUCUGAGCACGUCAUCGUCAGUGGACACUAUGACAGGAAGAUACGCUUCUGGGACAGCAGGGCUGCCAGUUGUACCCAGGAGGUUCCUCUCCAGGGGAAGGUAACAUCUCUGGACAUCUCUACUGACCACCGUCAGCUCCUCAGCUGCUCCAGAGACGAGAGUCUGCAGGUGGUCGACCUUCGCAUGAACAGUUCCAGAAUAUGCUUCAGAGCUGAGGGCUUCAAAUGUGGCUGUGACAGCACCAAGGCUAUAUUCAGUCCUGAUGGGAGCUACCUGGCAGCAGGAUCAGCAGAUGGAGCCGUUUACAUCUGGAACGUCAACUCUGGCAACCUGGAGACACAACUACCGGACAUGCACAGUUCGUCCAUCAACGCGGUGGCCUGGUCUGGGUCCGGGGAGUACGUGGUCAGUGUGGACAAGAGCCGGCGUGCCGUCCUCUGGAGUGGCAUUUAAAUAGUCUGGUCAACUGGCCAGCCCACAGACCCAUUCAAACAUCAGUUUGGGGUUAGGUUUAGAAGGUCAUCUGAUCAUUGGCUGAGAGAACACAUUGGAUGUUUAACAUGGCUGAGAGAACACAUAGGAUGUUUAACAUGGCUGAGAGAACACGGAACACGUUGGAUGUUUAACAUGGCUGAGAGAACACGGAACACGUUGGAUGUUUAACAUGGCUGAGAGAACACGGAACACGUUGGACGUUUAACAUGGCUGAGAGAACACGGAACACAUAGGAUGUUUAACAUGGCUGAGAGAACACGGAACACAUUGGAUGUUUAACAUGGCUGAGAGAACACGGAACACAUAGGAUGUUUAACAUGGCUGAGAGAACACGGAACACAUAGGAUGUUUAACAUGGCUGAGAGAACACGGAACACAUAAGAUGUUUGUCUCACUCCUGCUACCAGUCUGACAGAACGUAACGGGGGUGAUAUCCCACGGUUGCCUGGCUACCGAUCAAACAUCACUCAGGUUAAACGCCACGCCCACUAACGUUUUCUUCUUCACCAUGAGUCUGGAUUACUCCCCCGAAGACUUCCUGAAAGCGAACACAUUCAAACCGUUCUGAUUGGUCCCAGAACCCCGAUGGGUUGGACCAGAACUGGCCUACACGAUUCAUGAAUGACGUAGUUUUGACGUCAGCACAAAGGACUUCUAGGACGGCAGGUUCAGACGGAUGUAUGGCGCUAGUGAUAGAGCAGCGGAAUGAAAGGUUGAGUCGACAGAUCUGACACGGUCUGCUGUUUUUCUGGCAGAAAAUCACAAAUACAAUAUCUGUCUUUCAAAAAAGUCAAUGGUUUCAUUUUGUUCUCUCCAUGAUUGUAUAGGGUCAUAACGGUGCCAACAUAACUCCAUAGUGUUGCUUUGCCUUUUUUUGUAAACAAGCAUUUGUUCUGUCAAAACAACUUUUUUUUUUACUUAGUAGUUGAAAAAUGUAUGUGGUGUCUAACCAUUCGUAUUUGGGGAAGGAAAAGCAUGGGUUAUGCUUGACGAGAAACUAAUACACUAGUUAUUCAGGGAUAAGGAUUCAUAUCCUCUGCUUCAAACAAUUGGAGGUAAAGUUUCAUGCUCUAGGCUGGCUUACAGAAAACACUACCAUAUCAGACAGUGUUAGAGUCACUACUGGUCUGCUGGUCUAUUAGCUGAUACAUUAUGGAAAAACUAUCAUGACAACUGUGAUAAUAUGAUGAAAGGUUUUAAUCUAAGCUACAUGACACAUGUACAGGGCUGAAGGGAACGGAGUUAUCUGGAGGGUUCUGAAGGGAACAGGGUUAUCUUGAGGGUUCUAAACGGUUAUCUUGAGGGUUCUAAAGGGAACGGGGUUAUCUGGAGGGUUCUAAAGGGAACAGAGUUAUCUGGAGGGUUCUGAAGGGAAUGGGGUUAUCUUGAGGGUUCUAAACCGUUAUCUUGAGGGUUCUAAAGGGAACGGGGUUAUCUGGAGGGUUCUAAAGGGAACAGGAUUAUAUUGAGGGUUCUAAAGGGUUAUCUGGAGGGUUCUAAAGGGAACAGGGUUAUCUUGAGGGUUCUAAAGGGAACGGGGUUAUCUGUAGGGUUCUAAAGGGAACAGGGUUAUCUUGAGGGUACUAAAGGGAAAAUGGUUAUCUUGAUGGUUCUAAAUGGAACAGGGUUAUCUUGAGGGUUCUAAAGGGUUAUCUUGAGGGUUCUAAAUGGAACAGGGUUAUCUUGAGUGUUCUAAAGGGAACAGGGUUAUCUUGAGGUUUCUAAAGGGAACAGGGUUAUCUUGAGGGUUCUAAAGGGAACGGGGUUAUCUUGGGGGUUCUAAAGGGUUAUCUGGAGGGUUCUAAAUGGAAUAGGGUUAUCUUGAGGGUUCUAAAAGGUUAUCUUGAGGGUUCUAAAGGGAAUGGGGUUAUCUUGAGGGUUCUGAAGGGAACAGGGUUAUCUUGAGGUUUCUAAAGGGAACAGGGUUAUCUUGAGGGUUCUAAAGGGAACGGGGUUAUCUUGGGGGUUCUGAAGGGUUAUCUUGAGUGUUCUGAAGGGAACUGGGUUAUCUUGAGUGUUCUGAAGGGAACUGGGUUAUCAUGAGGGUUCUAAAGGGAACGGGGUUAUCUUGGGGGUUCUGAAGGGAACGGGGCUAUCUUGGGGGUUCUAAAGGGAACAGGGUUAUCUUGAGUGUUCUGAAGGGAAUAACCAGCUGUUGCUGGUCUGUUAUUGAGAACAGAUGGAACUUAACAUCUUUACCAUUCCUCACGGGGAUAUUUACUUGGCUUUUGCCCACAAUCAGUAAUACAGCUGGACAACAUUUAGCAUUUAGUAAUAAAAUCAUAUUGAGGUGUUGAUGAGAACAAUACACCUGUCUCUCUCUCUCUCUCUCUCUUUCUCUCACUCUCUCUUUCUCUCUCUCUCCUCUCUCGCUCUCUCUGUCUCUCUCUCUUUCUCUCGCACUCUCUCGCUCUCUCUGUAUCUCUCUCUCUCUCCUCUCUCGCACUCUCUCUCUCUCUCUGUGCCUCUAUGCAGUUAUACUCAGUGAUUCAGAUUUAAAAUGCUGAGUUGCAUUCAGUAGCCGUUUGGCCUCUCAGCUUUGAAGAGCAUUUGGCCUGUCAACUUCAGUCCCCCGUCUGGAUCAAACACACUCUUUAUGUAAAGCUGAGAUGGAUGCCAUUUUACUUCUCUCAUUCCUCCGUGUUUUCAACAUUCACAAAUUGUCUUUUUUUUUAAAUAUAUAUAUACUGUACACUCUGCGUUUUAUAAUGAUGUGGUGAUAAUGUCUCUUAACUAACAGAUGGUCUCUGUUAAACAGUUAUUGGUAUGUCUCAAAUGUUCUGGAUUAACUAAGGGAUAUCCGUGUGUGUGUGUGUGUGUGCGUGCGUGCGUGCGCGUGCGGGAGGGAGGUAUAGUUUGAUGUGCUUUUUAUUCUAUAUGAGGUUAUGGGAUAUGCCAUUACAGCCAGCUCCAAAACUAUUGCCACCCCUGAUAAAGAUUAGCAAAACUAGACUGUGUAAAAUCACAAAUCAAUUUCUCAAGAGAAAGAAAUUUAACAAGUGAUCAUUUUUUUUCCCCCUUAAAAAGAUAAGGGUCAAUUGGUACCCCUGUUUUCAACACAUUGCGAGGAUAACGGCACUGAGCCAGAAAUAUUCUGUAUGGCUGAAUGGUCUAAGAUCCCUCCCAAUGUGUUCUCCAAUGUUCUCCCAAUGUGUUCUCCCAAUAUGUUCUCCAAUGUUCUCCCAAUGUGUUAUCCAAUGUUCUCCCAAUGUGUUCUCCCAAUGUUCUCCAAUGUUCUCCCAAUGUUCUCCCAAUGUGUUAUCCAAUGUUCUCCAAUGUUCUCCCAAUGUGUUCUCCAAUGUUCUCCCAAUGUUCUCCCAAUGUGUUCUCCCAAUAUGUUCUCCAAUGUUCUCCCAAUGUGUUAUCCAAUGUUCUCCCAAUGUGUUCUCCCAAUGUUCUCCAAUGUUCUCCCAAUGUUCUCCCAAUGUUCUCCCAAUGUGUUAUCCAAUGUUCUCCCAAUGUGUUCUCCAAUGUUCUCCCAAUGUUCUCCAAUGUUCUCCAAUGUUCUCCCAAUGUGUUCUCCAAUGUUCUCCAAUGUUCUCCCAAUGUGUUCUCCCAAUGUUCUCCAAUGUUCUCCUAAUGUGUUCUCCAAUGUUCUCCCAAUGUUCUCCAAUGUUCUCCCAAUGUGUUCUCCCAAUGUUCUCCAAUGUUCUCCAAUGUUCUCCCAAUGUUCUCCCAAUGUUCUCCCAAUGUGUUCUCCCAAUGUUCUCCCAAUGUUCUCCAAUGUCAUAAAACAUUUUAGGAAAAGGCUCAGUGCCGUUAUUCUCGCAAGGUGAGGUGUUGAAGGUUAUGGAAAACGGGUGGCGACAAUUUGGACCCCUGUCUUUUUGAGAAAACGUUAUGUUACUUGUUAAACAGAAUCUCUUUCUCUGAGAAAUUCCAAUUGUAUUAGUAUAAAAUAUAUAUAUAUAUACACACACACACACACACACACACACAGUGGCAAGAACAAUUAUAUGAACUCUUUGGAAUUACCUGGAUUCUGCAUAAAUUGGUCAUUUGAUCACAACAAUAGACAAACAUUCCUCUUCAGUUCAGUAAUAUUCUUGGGAUGUCUGGUGUGAACGGCUCUUUGGGAUGUCUGGUGUGAACUGCUCUUUGGGAUGUCUGGUGUGAACUGCUCUUUGGGAUGUCUGGUGUGAACUGCUCUUUGGGAUGUCUGGUGUGAACUGCUCUUUGGGAUGUCUGGUGUGAACUGCUCUUUGGGAUGUCUGGUGUGAACUGCUCUUUGGGAUGUCUGGUGUGAACUGCUCUUUGGGAUGUCUGGUGUGAACUGCUCUUUGGGAUGUCUGGUGUGAACGGCUCUUUGGGAUGUCUGUUGUGAACUGCUCUUUGGGAUGUCUGUUGUGAACUGCUCUUGGGAUGUCUGGUGUGAACUGCUCUUUGGGAUGUCUGGUGUGAACGGCUCUCUGGGAUGUCUGUUGUGAACUGCUCUUGGGAUGUCUGGCGCGAACUGCUCUCUUGAGGUCAUGCACAGCAUCUCAAUCGGGUUGAGGUCAGGACUGACUGGGCCACUCCAAAAGGAAUCAUUUAUUCUGUUCAAGCCAUUCUGUUGUUGAUUUACUUUUAUCUUUUGGGUCGUUGUCCUGUUUUUAAAAAAUAUUAUUUGUAAAAAUUAUUUAACAAGGCAAGUCAGUUAAGAACAACUUCUUAUUUUCAAUGACGGCCUAGGAACAGUGGGUUAACUGGUCUAGGAACAGUGGGUUAACUACCUUGUUCAGGGGAAGAACGACAUAUCACCCAACUGUUGCAUCACCCAACUUCUGUUGAGCUUCAAUUGGUGGACAGAUAGCCGAACAUUCUCCUGCAAAAUGUCUUGAUAAACUUGGGAAUUCAUUUUUUCCGUUGAUGAUAGCAUCUGUCCAGGCCCUGAGGCAACACAGCAGACCCAAACCAUGAUGCUCCCUCCACCGUACUUUACAGUUGGGAUGAGGUUUUGAUGUUGGUGUGCCGUGCCUUUUUUUUCUCCACACAUAGUGUUGUGUGUUCCUUCCAAACAACACAACUGUAGUUUAAUGUAUCCACAGAAUAUUCUCCCAGAAGCGCUAUGGAACAUCCAGGUGCACUUUUUCAAACUUCAGACGUGCAAGCAAUGUUUUUUUUUUUUUGGACAGCAGUGUCUUCUUCCGUGGUGUCCUCCCAUGAACACCAUUCUUGAUUAGUGUUUUACGUAUCGUAGACUCGUCAACAGAGAUGUUAGCAUGUUCCAGAGGUUUCUGUAAGUCUUUUAGCUGACACUCUAGGAUUUUUCUUAACCUCAUUAAGCAUUCUGCGCUGUGCUCUUGCAGUCAUCUUUGCAAAACGGAGAGUAGCAACAGUGCUGAACUUUCUCCAUUUAAAGACAAUUUGUGUGUGUGUGUGUGUGUGUGUGUGUGUGUGUGCGUGCGUGUGAACUUUCUCCAUUUAUAGACAAUUUGUGUGUGUGUGUGAACUUAAUCCAUUUAUAGACAAUUUGUCUUACCGCUUCCAGUCUACACUUCUUAAUCUUAGGUCUUCUGAGAUCUCUUUUGUUCGAGACAUGGUUCACAUCAGGCAACGCUUCUUGUGAAUAGCAAACAAAGAUGUUGUGAGUGUUUUUUUAAAGGGCAGGGCAGCUCUAACCAAACAUCUCCAAUCUAGUCUCAUUGAUUGCGACUCCAGGUUAGCUGACUCCUGACUCCAAUUAGCUUUUGGAGAAGUCAUUAGACUAGGGGGGUUCGCAUACUUUUUCCAACCUACACUGUGAACGUUUAAAUGAUGUACUCAAUAUAGACAAGAAAAAUAUAAUAAUGGGAGUGUUAUUAGUUUUAAGUACACUGUGUUUGUCUGUUGUUGUGAUGAAGAUCAGAUCAAAUUUUAUGACCAAUUUUUGCAGAAAUCCAGGUAAUUCCAAGGGGUUCACAUACUUUUUUUUGCCUGUGUGUGUGUGUGUGUGUGUGUGUGUGUUUUAAUUGAGCAUAUACUAUAUCGUUCAUUAUUUGUAUUAUUAUUUAUAGUCUUUGUUGCUCAUCUUUACCACAUGUGCCAAUCUUUUUGUACCUGGCUGUAUCUGCUCUGUAUUCCUAUGGGAUAUAUACCAUAUUUAUAUAGUGUAUAUUAUUCCUGUAUGACUCAUGUCAGCUGUGCUGCUAUAGGUGUUUCCACAAAACAGUUCUAAGGGAUAAUGUAAUGGCAUUAUGAAUAAGUUUAAACCUCAUUCUUCUUGUUCUUUAUUUUUAUUUGUUUGCGCUAAAUAAACUAAUUUAUUAGUUAAACUAA